AUGACCGAUAAUAAUGAUGGUGAGGACGCCUAUAUGCAAAUGCUGAAUAAUCCAAUGAUCAACCCUCCUCAUUCUACAAAACCGCAAAUGACCAAAGAAUCCAAGCUGAAGCCUGCCUCAUUUCCGAUUGUCCAAGAGGCACGCGACCUGUUGACAAGCGCAGCAAAGAAUAUCUAUCUCGAAUCAGAAUCCGAUGAACCUUUUGAAUGGAUCAACACUAAAACUACCAAAACAGCACUACCCACUUCUAUAGACGAACUAGAUGAUCUUGACCUAUUGAACGGUAACGAAGAGAAUCGCCUCGAAAUAAAGUCAUAUCACGAGUUCCUACAGGACGAACGAUACAAGCCGAUUAGAGAGAGUCUAGACAGAUUAAAGGAAAGAGUCGAUCAAGAAAGUAAAGUUUACCUUGUCGGUCGCAACUCAAUCACCGUGUUGAUCUUGACUAUAGUUCAUCAUGAACAGGAACACGCUAUUGUUGGGUUAAAGAGUCUGUUGGUUCAAACGUAA
Molecule: messenger RNA, 510 nt
Organism: Rhizopus microsporus ATCC 52813
Lineage: Eukaryota; Fungi; Mucoromycota; Mucoromycetes; Mucorales; Rhizopodaceae
Exons: 1
Coding region: 1-510 (169 amino acids)
Source: RefSeq, a predicted model, not a curated record